Molecule: messenger RNA, 1489 nt
Organism: Porites evermanni
Lineage: Eukaryota; Metazoa; Cnidaria; Anthozoa; Scleractinia; Poritidae
Source: the annotation of a GenBank genome assembly
GAUGAACUCUUCCGAGUUCUCUAUGGAAUUGAGUCAUCAGGCCAGCAUCUUGAACGAGGGGAGUGGGCUGAAGAAAAGGCUAAAGAAGCUGGCCAGGCUGCUCACAGGCUCAAAAAGCCUCCACUUGCUGAUCAGGUUCAUGUGGCCUUGUGGGUAAUCAAGGGUAACGAUAUUCGAUUUGAGAAUGAUCAGUACAUGGACAAGUUUGCUUUUGUGCAACAAAAAUUGAACAGAGAAGGUUAGUUUGUCACUGUUGUUGCAUCAAUACCAUUUUUAUUAUGCCGAAGGCAGAGAAAAAUAAUUAUUGAUCUGCAUCAAACUGAACACAAUAUGAAAUAUUUUUGUUUAAUAUAAUUAUUAUUAUUAUGCUUGUAGUCCUUUUUUUUCUAACUGUUCUAGAAUUGUCACGAGCUGCAAAUGGAAUUGUGGACUGAAGAUUGAUACAAAACUCAGAAAUUUGCGUUUAAGCAAAAGCCCUAAUGCCAUUAUGGCUCUUGGUGUAAGCAGAUCAUUGCUGCUGCACUGAAAAACAACUGUUUAACUGUCCAUGCGUUGUCCAUAAUGAUUUAUAGUCCAAUCAAAACUUAAGAAAAAAUAACUCGAGUGUAUAUUCAUUUUUUUCUUGCCAGAAAUUAUAUGCGUUUAUGUGUGAAAAUAUGUAAAUAUGUAAAGACACUAAACUAAACGUCUCAGCGUCUUUUUGGUCGACAUGACCUACUUGUCGCGACAAAACUGGAAGAUGAAGAAAAGAUGCUUUGUAUGAAAUGUUUUAGUUUGAUUAAAGUUAUUUAAGGUAUUGAACGAAACUUGGCCCAUCAAAAAACAUAGCCUCUCUUGAAACAAUGUCCUCGUGAAGUCUGGGAAAGAGAAGGCGAGGCUCUCUAGGUGACGUCACAGCUCACGGCAGAGUCCAGGUUUAAACACCUGGGCCGAGUUGUUCAAAGCUGGGUUAAGAUAACCCAGGGCUAGUGCGAUAUUUGAAUUAAGAUUUGAAAGCUUAAAAAGCAUUUCAGCGUUAAUUCUUUUUGUCUACAAGUUGAUGAUUGGAAGCUCUAAAAAUAGCACAGAAAAUUACUGAUCCGAGGAAAUGCUUUUGAACACAAGAUAAAGAAACCCGGGUUAAUUUUAACCCCGGGUUAAGCGCUAAUCAGCCUUUAAACAACUCGGCCCUGGGGACUAAGCUGAACCGUACGAUUGUAUAUUUUAAAAAGGUUUUUUGUAUUGGUUCACAGGUGUCACCAUAGUUACAGCUGUCACUCACUUUGACAAGCUGAAGUCUAAGAACAAAAAUGACGUCCGAAGAAAAGCCAUGGAAGUGACCGGAAGUAGCAGAGGGAAUACGUUUCUUUUUGCCAAUUGGCUUCCUGAGGAGGAAGAUUAUGACGUGCAAAACCAGCUUGAAGUGUUGCGAAUGUUAAAAACUGCACUGGCGUGUGGAGAACGAUCUGUAAAAUCUCGACAAGUUUUGCGGAAGCUAGACAAAAAAUAA